AUGGCGCCCAUCGCCCUCUCCCCACCCACAUCGCCGACCACCUCCCACGCACAACCCGCCUCGGAUCUGUCUAGCUAUCGAGGCUACCACCAUGUGCACUGGUACGUCGGAAACGCCAAGCAAGCAGCGGCAUACUAUGUCUCGCGCAUGGGCUUCGAGCGCGUCGCAUACCGAGGCCUAGAGACCGGCUCUCGCGCCAUAGCCUCGCACGUUGUGCGGAACGGCAACGUCACAUUCGUGCUCACCUCCCCGCUGCGAUGCCUCGAGCAUGCGGCCCAGUUCCCCGAGGAGGAACGGCGACUGCUAGAGGAGAUACACGCGCACCAGGAGCGACAUGGCGAUGCCGUGAAAGAUGUCGCCUUCGAGGUCGACUCCGUCGACGCAGUCUACAGCUCCGCCGUCGCCAAAGGUGCCGUCUCCGUCUCCGCGCCCAAGACCAUAUUCGACAAAAACGGCAGCGUCAAGCUCGCCACGAUCCGCACCUACGGCGACACGACGCACACGCUCAUCGAAAAGGCCUCUUACCGCGGCGCCUUCCUCCCCGGCUACCGGCCCGAAACCUCCACCGACGCCCUCUCUCGCUUCCUGCCCAGCGUAACCCUCGAAGCAAUCGACCACUGCGUCGGCAACCAAGACUGGGACUCGAUGGAAGACAUCUGCAACUACUACGAGAACGUGCUCGGCUUCCACCGCUUCUGGAGCGUGGACGACAAGGACAUCUGCACGGACUACUCGGCGCUGAAAUCCAUCGUCAUGGCGAGCCCGAACGAGCUGGUCAAGAUGCCCAUCAACGAGCCGGCGCAGGGCAAGAAGCAGAGCCAGAUCGAGGAGUACGUCGCCUUCUACGGCGGCGCGGGCGUGCAGCACAUCGCGCUGCGCACCACCGACAUCAUCGCCGCCAUCACCAACCUCAAGGCCCGCGGCGUCGAGUUCAUCAAGGUGCCCGGCACGUACUACGACGCCAUGGCCGCGCGGCUCAAGAAGUCGGGCCUCAGGCUCGAGGAGGACUUCGAGGUCCUCAAGAGUCUGGAUAUCCUCAUCGACUUCGACGAGGGCGGCUAUCUGCUCCAGCUGUUUACUAAGCAUCUCAUGGACCGCCCGACGGUGUUCGUGGAGAUUAUCCAGAGGAAUAACUUUGACGGGUUUGGGGCGGGGAAUUUUAAGAGUCUGUUUGAGGCUAUUGAACGCGAGCAGGCGGAACGGGGCAACUUGGUUUGA
This is a messenger RNA of Coniosporium apollinis CBS 100218, 1218 nucleotides long. RefSeq names its product 4-hydroxyphenylpyruvate dioxygenase. The record is from RefSeq and is a predicted model, not a curated record. Gene Ontology annotation, molecular function: 4-hydroxyphenylpyruvate dioxygenase activity. The coding region runs from base 1 to 1218 and encodes 405 amino acids. NCBI's taxonomy places the organism in Eukaryota, Fungi, Ascomycota, Dothideomycetes. The transcript has 2 exons. Gene Ontology annotation, biological process: L-tyrosine catabolic process.